AAUAAAUUAAAUAUCUUCCACUACUAAAGAGCGAGUUCAAAUAAAUACUCAUAGACCGUAUCCACUCUUUGGAAAUCUUCCUUCGAAAAACUUUGCUUAACGUUCGCUCAACAAAGAAAUCUGUACUAGUAGUGAAAUAUGGGAGGUGGACAGGAUGGAUCUGAUAAGGGACUCUUUUCCCAUCUUAUACCCAGUCAUACUGGUCAUUCUUCUGGUCAUGGAUAUCCACCGGGGCAGUACCCUCCGCCGCCUGGUGCUUACCCUCCGCAGCAAGGGUAUCCUCCUCAAGGAUAUCCUCCUCAGGGUUAUCCUCCACAAGGAGGAGGAUACCCACCUGCUGGAUAUCCUCCACAAGGAUAUCCUCCCGCUGGUGGUCACCACACUCCUCCACACCAAUCAGGUCAUGGGGGCAUGGGGGCGAUGUUAGCUGGAGGUGCUGCAGCUGCAGCUGCUGCCUAUGGUGCUCAUCACCUGGCACACGGUAGUGGAUCUCACAUGGCACACGGUGCUGCUCACUAUGGACAUGGAGGCGGUCAUGGUCAUUAUGGAGGCGGUCAUUAUGGAGGCAAGUUUAAGCAUGGCAAGCAUGGGAAAUUCAAGCACGGAAAGCAUGGCAAGUUUAAGCAUGGCAAGGGCGGGAUGUUCGGAGGCAAAUUCAAGAAGUGGAAGUAAACUAGUGUCUACUUAUAAUAUCAACUUCACCUGGCUUUUUACAUUGUGUGCUAAUACUGCGUCUCUUUAAAUAAGACAUAGACAUACUACAUGUUAUAAUUGACCUAUAGGCCUGUGAGAUGUUCUCUUGUAAUAUUACAUUUUCAAUGCUAAAUUGUGUGAGAGUCUGCAGUUGGAUUGCCCCAGAUGGCCUAAAACUUUUCUUUGUGUUUUUCUUCUGUAUUACUGCAUUUCCUCUUGAAAAUAGACUUUGGGAAAUCGGAAUAGUGGUAGAAUUUGGAG
Molecule: messenger RNA, 954 nt
Organism: Nicotiana tabacum (common tobacco)
Lineage: Eukaryota; Viridiplantae; Streptophyta; Magnoliopsida; Solanales; Solanaceae
Source: RefSeq, a predicted model, not a curated record